AUGGGUGGGGGACUGAGUGGUGGUGGGGGUGGGGGGGCGGCCAUGGGUGCUCCCAAAGCACUGCGUAAAGCGAGAGCAGCUUACUACUCUUCAUUAAUAGACGAGAAUAAGAAUAAUGCAAGAUUUCUUUUUAGCACUGUAGCCAGGCUGACAGAGAGCCACAGCUCUAUUGAGCCUUCUAUUCCCAUAGCACUCAGUAGUAAUGAUUUUAUGUGCUUUUUUAAUGAUACAAUUGUUACUCUUAGAAACAAAAUUAAUGACCUCUUGCCUUUGACCAGUAUAUUGUUAUCAACAGCUCCCGGAAACGUAAGUUCUAAUAUUACACUAGAUAGUAAAUUAGAAUGCUUUUCAGCCAUAAACCUUGAACACUUGAAUUCAAUGAUUCUUUCUUCUAAACCAUCAACGUGUAUCUUAGACCCGAUUCCAACUAAGCUGUUAAAGGAGGUUUUUCCAUUAGUUAGCACUUCUUUAUUAAAUAUUAUGAAUAUGUCUUUAUUAUCAGGCUAUGUUCCACAAUCAUUCAAAGUAGCAGUGAUAAAACCGCUUCUUAAAAAGCACAACCUCGAUCCAAAGGUUUUAGCCAACUAUAGACCUAUUUCUAAUCUUCCGUUCCUCUCAAAGAUUCUUGAGAAAGCAGUCGCAAAACAGUUGUGUGAUUACUUAAAAAACAAUGAUUUAUUUGAAGAUUUUCAGUCUGGCUUUAGAACACAUCAUAGCACAGAGACAGCUCUGGUUAAAGUCACAAAUGACCUUCUAAUAGCCUCAGACAAAGGACUUGUCUCUAUUCUUGUCUUGCUCGAUCUCAGUGCUGCAUUUGAUACUAUCGACCAUGACAUCCUAUUGCAAAGACUAGAGAACUUAGUUGGCAUAAAGGGAACUGCUUUAGGCUGGUUUAGGUCCUAUCUAUCUGAACGCUCUCAGUUUGUAUGUGUCAACGAUGAAUCUUCCAUGCAGACCAAAGUUAGCCAUGGAGUGCCACAGGGCUCAGUGCUUGGACCUAUUUUGUUCACAUUAUAUAUGCUUCCGUUAGGCAAUAUUAUAAGGAAUCAUUCUGUACAUUUUCAUUGUUAUGCGGAUGAUACUCAACUAUAUUUAUCAAUCAAGCCUGAUGAAAUUAAUCAUCUAAAUAAAAUUCAAGACUCCCUCAAAGACUUAAAAACAUGGAUGACUUUAAACUUUUUGAUGUUAAACACGGCCAAAACUGAAGUUAUUGUACUCGGCCCAAAUAAUCUACGAAACAAAUUAUCUAAAGAUUUACUAACUAUGGAUGGCAUUCAUUUGGCCUCCAGUGAGACUGUAAGGAAUCUUGGUGUUAUAUUUGAUCAGGAUUUAUCCUUUAACGCCCACAUAAAAUCAAUUUCAAGGACCGCCUACUUCCAUCUACGUGACAUUGCAAAAAUCAGGCAUAUCUUGCCUCAAAACGAUGCAGAGAAACUAGUCCAUGCAUUUGUUACUUCAAGGCUGGAUUAUUGUAACUCUUUAUUAUCAGGGUGUACCAAGAAGUCAGUUAAGUCGCUUCAGCUGAUUCAAAAUGCUGCAGCACGUGUACUAACUAGAGUUCGGAAAAGGGACCACAUUACUCCUGUUCUGGCUGCCUUACACUGGCUCCCUAUAGAACACAGGAUAGAAUUUAAAAUUCUUCUCCUCGCCUACAAAGCCCUUAAUGGGCAGGCGCCAUCUUACCUUAAAGAACUCAUUAUACCCUACUGUCCUACUAGGGCAUUGCGUUCCAAGAAUGCAGGGUUGUUGGUUGUUCCUAGAGUCUCUAAAAGUGCAAUGGGAGCCAGAGCCUUUUCUUAUCGAGCUCCACUUUUGUGGAAUCAGCUUCCAGUUUGUGUUCGGGCAGCAGACACCCUAUCCGUUUUUAAGAGGGCGCUUAAGACCUUCCUUUUUGAUAAAUCCUCAGCGCCCCCGGGGUCAGCGCUGAGCUCCAUCACUCUGUCUGGAUUCUUAAUCCCCACACUGGAGACGCCCAUAAGUGGAGAAAUAAACUUGGGGAAGCUAAGCCGGAGUGGAGAGGCGAGUCAUGGAGCCAGGGAUGACAGAGAAGCUUCCAGUGCCAAGUUAAUGAAGGUGAUGCAGCAAAGCAAGGCCCUCUGCAGAGUUAUAACACCGGAGCCUUGGGAGAGAGUCUCCGGCCCUGACAACGCCCCCCCCCCCAUGGUUUCACUGCGGCCAGUACACAUGCUGUUGGCUCUUUGUGACUCGCUGGACUCUGACAGCACAGCCUGCACUCACAAUGUGUUUAUUGGACACGGCUACCCCCGCCCCCCGCCCCGCCCCGCCCCCAAGCUGGAGGGUGAGGUCCUGUGA
This is a messenger RNA of Trematomus bernacchii (emerald rockcod), 2313 nucleotides long. RefSeq lists its product as uncharacterized. The coding region runs from base 1 to 2313 and encodes 770 amino acids. Lineage: Eukaryota; Metazoa; Chordata; Actinopteri; Perciformes; Nototheniidae. The record is from RefSeq and is a predicted model, not a curated record. The transcript has 5 exons.